AAAGCAAGCAUACAUAGUUUUCAACAUCUCUUGAUCUUAAAAGUUGUUCUUCGUUUCUUGUUGUAAUCAUUAUGUUGUUAUUCCCUAGGUUUGCAGCAGGUGGAAAAUGGCUAGGAUUUGUCACAGCCAUAUGGGUUCAAGCAAUCUGCGGAAACAACUAUACUUUUGCCAAUUAUUCUGAUGUAUUGAAGAGUCUUAUGGCUCUAAGCCAGAUGCAGCUCAAUAACCUCUCUGUUGCUAAAGAUGUUGGCAAGGCUUUUGGUGUUUUAUCUGGUCUUGCUUCUGAUCGUUGGCCAACCUCAGUUAUACUCAUGAUCGGAGCCAUCAUGGGACUCAUAGGCUAUGGAGUUCAAUGGCUUGUUGUUAGCCAGAGAAUCAGUCCACUCCCCUAUUGGCUGAUGUGUGUCUUCUUGUGUAUGGGAGGGAACAGCACAACCUGGAUGAACACAGCAGUGCUUGUGACUUGUAUGAGGAAUUUUCCACAAAAUCGUGGUCCAAUUUCUGGUAUUCUAAAGGGUUAUGUGGGACUAAGCACAGCAAUCUUUACAGAUAUAUGCACUGCUUUGUUUUCCUCUGACCCCUCUAAGUUUCUGCUAAUGCUUACCAUUGUUCCUGCUGUCAUUUGCCUUAUUGCUGCUCUUUUUCUUCAAGAAAGCCCACCAGCUUCUACUUCUGCUGAAGAGAAGCAAGAAACCCAAUUCUUCAAUAUAUUCAACUUGAUUGCAGUCACAGUAGCUUUGUACCUCUUGGCCUUUGACAUAUCUGGUCCUCAUGGCCAUGUUCUUUCCUCGGUUUUCACAGCAGGACUUCUUAUUCUAUUAGCCAUGCCACUUCUUGUUCCUCUGUACUCGGUCAUCUUCAAAUCAAGUCCUAAUCUUGACCAAGAAAACCAGAUUCAUGAACCAUUGCUUGCCCAAAAAGUUUCAAUAGUAAAGGAAGAGAGGCAGGGCCAUGAAGUAAGUCGAGGCACCAAGGUGGAGGAAGUUGAAAUGAAACGAAAACCCAUGAUAGGCGAGGAGCAUACCAUCAUUGAAAUGGUAAAAACUGUUGAUUUUUGGGUAUUGUUCGUGUCAUUUCUUUUUGGUGUGGGAACAGGAUUGUGUGUGAUGAAUAACAUGGGGCAGAUGGGACUAGCACUCGGUUACCAUGAUGUUUCUAUAUUCAUUUCCUUCAUUAGUAUAUGGGGCUUCUUUGGACGCAUCAUUUCUGGCUCACUCUCAGAAUACUACAUCAGAAAAUCAGGCAUGCCAAGGCUAGUUGGGAAUGCUGCUUCUCAAAUUCUGAUGGCUCUGGGUUACAUUACAAUGGCUUUGGCCUUGCCGGGGUCACUCUACAUCGGUUCAAUGUUAGUGGGAAUAUGUUAUGGGGUGCGUCUUACUAUAUCACCAGCAGCAGCUUCAGAGUUAUUUGGUCUCAAAUACUAUGGUUUAUUGUACAACAUUCUCAUUCUCAACUUUCCUAUUGGUUCCUUCCUUUUUUCUGGUCUCAUUGCCGGUUACCUUUAUGAUAUUGAAGCCACUAGUGUGCCUGGAGGGGGAAACACUUGCAUUGGAGCACAUUGUUUCAUGCUUGUGUAUGUGAUUAUGGCCUUUGCUUGUGUCCUGGGAUGUGGAUUGGACUGGCUGCUAGCAGUUAGAACAAAGAAGAUCUAUUACAAGAUCCACUUAGAUAGAAGUUGUGUCAAUUCCUCUAGUUCAACACUCAGAUGAUACUCCAUUUUUUUUAAGUUCGUAGGCCUACGAAAUUUUUUGGGUAGAUUUUAGGCUAGAAGAUUAUUGCCAUUAUCUGUGAAUUGAA
Messenger RNA from Abrus precatorius (Indian licorice), 1797 nucleotides. Its product is annotated as protein NUCLEAR FUSION DEFECTIVE 4-like. The record is from RefSeq and is a predicted model, not a curated record. The transcript is spliced from 3 exons. Gene Ontology annotation, cellular component: membrane. Bases 72 to 1709 code for a protein of 545 amino acids. NCBI's taxonomy places the organism in Eukaryota, Viridiplantae, Streptophyta, Magnoliopsida, Fabales, Fabaceae.